Branchiostoma floridae (Florida lancelet) is the source of this 1690-nucleotide messenger RNA. Its product is annotated as zinc finger protein 525-like. Gene Ontology annotation, molecular function: DNA-binding transcription factor activity, RNA polymerase II-specific; RNA polymerase II cis-regulatory region sequence-specific DNA binding. Gene Ontology annotation, biological process: regulation of transcription by RNA polymerase II. The transcript has a single exon. The record is from RefSeq and is a predicted model, not a curated record. Gene Ontology annotation, cellular component: nucleus. NCBI's taxonomy places the organism in Eukaryota, Metazoa, Chordata, Leptocardii, Amphioxiformes, Branchiostomatidae. The annotation marks the transcript as partial.
UGUCAAUGUCUUUGCUGUUUCAGUGAGCGACUGUACCAAUGCCCAGACUGCAAGAGAGGGUUUGCCCACAGCGGCACGCUGAGAACGCACAUUCGCACACACACGGGGGAGCGACCGUACAACUGCCAGCAUCCGGACUGUGACCGAUCCUUUUCAACAGUGUCGUCCCUGGCUGCCCACAAUAGAUGGCACACCGGAGAAAAGCCACACCAGUGCACGGAGUGUGCAGGACGUUUCGGAACACGCGGGGAACUUGCCAUCCACACGCGGACUCACACGGGAGAGAAGCCCUACCGAUGUGAGUACUGCAAGAAACAAUUUGCCAGGCUUUGGACCCUGAAGACGCACAUCAGGUCUCACACUGGGGAGAAGCCUUACCGAUGUGAGGAAUGCAACAUGCGAUUCUCCCGAAGGGACAGCUUGAAUGUACACACGAGGACUCACACAAGGGAGAAGCCGUACACUUGUGAAGAGUGCAGAAAAGCGUUUGCACAACUAGCUGUAUUGAAAGAUCACAUCAGGACUCAUACAGGGGAGAAGCCUUACAUGUGUGAAGAGUGCUCGACAGCUUUCAAGACACGCGCAUCUCUGUUUAUACAUAGGAGAGUACACACGGGAGAGAAGCCAUAUAUGUGUGGGGAGUGCGGGAUGCGCUACAGUACCAAACGAGCACUUCUGAAACACCUAGAGUCACACACCUAGGGUUUUAAAUGGUUUUGAAGCUUUUAGUUAUAUUUUAGUUUAGUUUAGUUCAGCUCAGUUCAGUUCUUGUUCAGUUGUACAGGUUCCAUUGUACAUCGCUGUCGUUGAAGUUUAAGGACCGUUGUAUUGUCGCUCAAGUUCCAUUGUACACCAUCUGAAACUGAAAGACGAGAGAUGAACUGUAUAGUUUUGUAAGUAAGAAUGUUUAGUUGUAUAGAAGAGAAAUAUCGAGGAGAUAUGUAAAAUAAAGUGCAUUCUCUUACAUAAAAACUUCCAUUUGUCAUCGUAUUCUUGGGCCUAUCAUUAUCAUAUCAUUUAGUCUAGGCAAGAUCAAGUCAGAGUUAGAAAGAAACAGUUUCACAAAGAAAGCGUUCUUAAAAUAACAUACACAGCUCAUGCAACCGCAGGGUCCCUAAGUAACCCUAUCUCUAUCCCCCUCAAGGACUACCGCUAAUGAUUGAGCCACGCCCAAUAAGGAAGCUACCAUCAUAUACACAAGACUGAGUAACAGUAAAGAUAGGCGGACGUACACCGUACAAACAUACAAAGAUAAAAGUAAACAACACACAAGCUAAGUAACUCUGCACACACACACACCCCUUUGACCCUAACCCUAACUUUCUGAUGGAGAACAUUAACCCUAACCCUAGCCGCCCCCCUCCCACAUACCAAAGGACUGCCCCAAACAGCCAUCUUAAGAGGGUAGCUUACUGUGUUGUCGUCGUCAUCUCGCCCCGAAAACUUCAAAGUGACCCUCCCACACACACGCGGCCCGCGCGACCCCUCCUUACCCCCCCCUGAUAGGAAGGUAGCGUCAAGCCCCCUCGAUAGCUUCAGGCGUCUACACAUCCUCCUCACAUCUGCUUGAAGAAAUCUGAACUCACUCAGAAGCUGAACUACACUAACCCUAGCCGCCCCCCUCCCACAUGCCAAAGGACUGCCCCAAACAGCCAUCUUAAGAGGGUAGCUUACUGGGUUGUCGUCGUCA